AUGAAUCUGGUUAGUUGGAGUGAUGAGUGGCAUCUUUUCCUAGAAACAAUCAAACGACAAGAUUUCGAACACGUGUUAGAAAAAUCGCAUCGCCGUGAUCUGUUUCUUACAGUGAAAUGCGUAGCGAUAACUUCGAUAAGUACAACGUUCGGAGCAUUGGUUGGGGGACCGAUUGGUGCACUAGCGGGUGCCACAACAGCAACAAUGAUCGGCUACGGUGCGAAUAUACGAUAUAAAUCAUUGUAUGAACUGAUUAAACAAUUGACAACUGAAGAGAAAUUUCAAUUAUUGACAAAAAUCAAAGCACUGCUAGGGGGAUUGUUCGACGAACAAACGAUUAUUUUAUGUGCAGUUCUUGUCGCAAAAGAAAUCUAUCGUUUUUUCAAUGAUAUGAAAGGAAACACCAAUUAUCUAUUGUCAUCAUCUAACAAUUUUAUAAUUAUUGAAGGUUUAGAUGAAUAA
Messenger RNA from Adineta ricciae, 462 nucleotides. NCBI's taxonomy places the organism in Eukaryota, Metazoa, Rotifera, Eurotatoria, Adinetida, Adinetidae. The record is from the annotation of a GenBank genome assembly.